Messenger RNA from Xiphias gladius (swordfish), 1699 nucleotides. It is a transcript of the gene mlst8, whose product is annotated as MTOR associated protein, LST8 homolog (S. cerevisiae). Gene Ontology annotation, cellular component: TORC1 complex; TORC2 complex. Gene Ontology annotation, molecular function: protein binding. The transcript has 9 exons. Bases 264 to 1244 code for a protein of 326 amino acids. The record is from RefSeq and is a predicted model, not a curated record. Lineage: Eukaryota; Metazoa; Chordata; Actinopteri; Istiophoriformes; Xiphiidae. Gene Ontology annotation, biological process: regulation of actin cytoskeleton organization; TOR signaling.
UGCAAUGAUAAAGCAAGUCAGUAGAUGGCGCCACAGCACUGAUUAAGAACACGGAACACCUCAAACCAUCGUCGUAUGUUGCUGAGGGACCCAUUACAGGGACGUACCGAGUUGUCGUCAACACCAACAACUAACGCAUGACAAUAAUUAAAGCUGACAUGCAACGAUAGAAGGACAACUACAGCGGCUAUCGGACUGCCUCCUACAUCUCCAUACAGUGCGAUACAUUCUUUUCUCUGAGUGAUAACCGGCACUAGUCAAGCAUGAAUGUGAACCAGGGGACGGUCGGCAGUGACCCGGUUAUUCUGGCUACAGCUGGAUACGACCAUACUGUCCGCUUCUGGCAGGCCCACAGCGGGAUCUGCACCAGGACAGUCCAGCACCAGGACUCACAAGUAAAUUCACUUGAGGUCACACCUGACAGGAGUAUGAUUGCGGCUGCAGGUUAUCAGCACAUCCGCAUGUACGACCUAAACUCCAACAACCCAAACCCCGUGAUCAACUACGAUGGAGUUAGCAAGAAUAUCACUUCUGUGGGCUUUCAUGAAGAUGGACGCUGGAUGUACACAGGAGGAGAGGACUGCAUGGCUCGCAUUUGGGACCUGAGGUCAAGAAAUCUGCAGUGUCAGAGGAUUUUCCAAGUCAAUGCUCCAAUCAACUGUGUCUGCCUGCAUCCUAACCAGGCAGAGCUGAUUGUUGGAGACCAGAGUGGAGUGAUUCAUAUCUGGGAUCUGAAGACUGACCACAAUGAACAGCUGAUUCCCGAGCCCGAGGUCUCAAUCAACUCCGUUCACAUUGACCCAGAUGCCAGUUACAUGGCAGCGGUCAACAGCUCGGGAAACUGUUAUGUGUGGAACCUCGCUGGAGGCAUCGGAGAUGAAGUGACUCAGCUCAUUCCCAAAACUAAGAUCCCUGCACACAAACGCUACUCCCUCCGCUGCAAGUUCAGCCCUGAUUCAACACUAUUGGCCACCUGCUCAGCGGAUCAGACCUGUAAGAUCUGGAGAACGUCCAAUUUCUCACUUAUGACUGAACUGAGCAUCAAGAGUAACAAUCCUGGAGAGACGUCGAGAGGCUGGAUGUGGGACUGUGCCUUCUCUGGAGACUCCCAGUAUAUUGUGACAGCGUCCUCCGACAACCUGGCUCGCCUGUGGUGUGUGGAAACCGGGGAGAUCAAGAGGGAAUACAGUGGCCACCAGAAGGCCGUGGUGUGUCUGGCCUUCAAUGACAGUGUGCUGGGCUGAGGAGGAGGAGGAGGAGGAGGAAGAGGAAGGAGAUGAAGUGACAUUAGGUGGCAGACUGUCGCUGCAGGGGUGGCACAAGGACUCUUUGGAAGAUGGGACUCAAUUCCCAGGUGUAUGUCUGUCGGCAUCAAUGGGAAUAUUUAAACGUUUUCACUGAAAUUAUCAUCUUGAAAAAGCGGAGGCUUGUGUUUGAACAUAACAAUGGUUCAUCCUGCCAGAUGCCUGUAAGUAUUCAACUAUAGAAAUGUGUAAUUCAUUUGAUACUCUUCAUUAAAAGUUAAGUUGUAAGGUGCUCUGCUCUUAAUGAUUCCAUGUGGAUUAGCAAGCAUUGAGAGUAAAUGAUGAUUGAGUGUACAGAAAAUGACUCCACAGUAAAGACAAGUCCUUACUCUCUUUGAGUUCGGUCAGUCUCCUUCCUUUUAUUCACUCUAAUGAAGAAAAAUUGGCCAAAAAUA